AUGAUCUUAACUGGCAAUUCAUAUUUACUUGCCCUAAUAUUUGGAUGCAUUAUGUUGAGUUUUAAUAUAUUUAGAUUGGAAAAUGAUUUUAAACGAAUUGAAUAUCAAGAUUCUUUUUGUAUAUUUCGAAGUUAUAUGGGAUAUGUUUCGGCUACUCUAUUCAAUUAUUCAUUUGUAUUACAAGCUGUUUAUCGAUAUAUUCUUAUUAUGUAUCCGAUGCAUCUAUUUUGGCAAUCAGCAAAAUUCCAAACCUUCUUCACUGCUUUCAUCUGGAUAUUAGGUUUUACAUAUCCUCUGGCAUUUAUAUUUACUGGUGAUAUCAUCUAUGAUGUGAAUAAUCAGGUGUGUCAAAUACCUCUUCAAUUGUCCUUUCCAGUAGUUUAUAUCGCAAGUUUAGGUGCUAUAUUUCCUAUUUUAUUGAUUAUGUUUAUUUAUUUUAAAUUAGUUCAAUAUGUUCAUAAAAUGAGUAAACGUAUAAUACCGGUCAAUACAUUAUUUCGUGCACGACGAGAAUUAAAAAUGGUUCGACGUACGGUUAUAUUAAUUUCAAUUCUAAUCACAGUUACUUUUCCUUAUGUUAUAUUUAUGUUCAUGUCAUUUUUUAAGCGUCAACCAAAAUCUUACUUUCGAAUUGCUGAUGCCUUCAGUGAUUUAUCGUUAUUUUUAGUAAUAAUUACUUUAUUUCAGUUUACUGAACCACUUAAAACUUCUGUGAUGAAAAGAGUAAAUGGACGAGUAAAUAUGGUAACGACAUAG
Molecule: messenger RNA, 756 nt
Organism: Adineta steineri
Lineage: Eukaryota; Metazoa; Rotifera; Eurotatoria; Adinetida; Adinetidae
Source: the annotation of a GenBank genome assembly